GAUACCUUCUUUCAAUCAAGUAGUUCUUCAUACAUCCUCCAGACCAAAGUGAAAAAAGAACGGAAGCCUCCAUUAAUGGAAACCAAAUAUUGUGCUUGUUCUCACACCAACUAUUGUGCUUGUGCGCGCGUAUAUGAGGAUUUUGAACCCUACUGCAAAUGGCAUAAAGGGGAGGAACGUGACACUCUUGAAGUCCAUCUCCGGGAUUUCAACAAGGAGCAAUUAAAGGCUCAAAUAAACAACCAUGGGGUCCUAAAAAUCUUUGGAGAACGUCCUUUAAAGGAAACUAGAUGGAGCCGCUUCAACAAAGAAAUCAAUGUAGAUAAGAAAUGUAAAACAUGUGCAAUUCAGGCAAAGUUUGGUAACGGCGUUCUUUCUGUAAUAAUGCCUAAAACUGGGCUCAGACCCACAGAAAAAGCUAUAAUAUUGGAUGGAAUCUGCUGUAACGAACUUGUGAUUGAGAGAUCAAUUUUAAAGCAAAAUCUGGGGAUGGCUGUGAAAGUCUUGGCGGUUGCUGUGGUGGUGGCUUUUGGAGCUUACGCAACUUACAAGUGUACUCAGCCUUGUCUGGUUGAAAACUAAAUGUUGUUAUAUACUUUCAGCUUGUAUAAAAUAAACACAUCUUUCUUAAUUCCUUAAUUUCAAAUUGUAAA
This is a messenger RNA of Quercus lobata, 653 nucleotides long. RefSeq names its product inactive protein RESTRICTED TEV MOVEMENT 2-like. NCBI's taxonomy places the organism in Eukaryota, Viridiplantae, Streptophyta, Magnoliopsida, Fagales, Fagaceae. Bases 76 to 582 code for a protein of 168 amino acids. The record is from RefSeq and is a predicted model, not a curated record. Gene Ontology annotation, biological process: cellular response to heat. The transcript has 2 exons.